Penicillium atrosanguineum is the source of this 228-nucleotide messenger RNA. RefSeq lists its product as uncharacterized. The record is from RefSeq and is a predicted model, not a curated record. Lineage: Eukaryota; Fungi; Ascomycota; Eurotiomycetes; Eurotiales; Aspergillaceae. The coding region runs from base 1 to 228 and encodes 75 amino acids. The transcript has 2 exons.
AUGCCUAUCCUUCCUGAUCCUUCCAAUUUCCCAUCUGCCUCGAAGAAAGGAGAUGAGCCAACGAAAAAUCGCGACGAAGGCGAACAGCGACAGAAAGCAUCGGCUGCUGAUCAUACCUCCAAGGGACCUCAAAUCCCAGAUGAGAUGCCACCCAAGGCUUCGAAGGAAGAGAUUGAAGCUAGGAAGAAAGAGCUGAACAAAGCCAAAGAUCUGGAUCUCGAGAAAUGA